Messenger RNA from Stegostoma tigrinum, 2738 nucleotides. It is a transcript of the gene ccdc15, whose product is annotated as coiled-coil domain containing 15. The transcript is spliced from 11 exons. Gene Ontology annotation, cellular component: centrosome. The coding region runs from base 47 to 1669 and encodes 540 amino acids. The record is from RefSeq and is a predicted model, not a curated record. NCBI's taxonomy places the organism in Eukaryota, Metazoa, Chordata, Chondrichthyes, Orectolobiformes, Stegostomatidae.
GUCUCGCGAUAGUUAGAUUAACGGCCGUUGGUGCUGGCCGCGGGUGAUGCCCCGCAAAGUGGAGUGCGGCCGUUCGGCAGGAACCCGAGCCAUACAGUACACGCGCUGCCGGCCACAGGUCCGGGUAUUGGCCGAGAGGAACCAGGCCGUGGUACCAGUGGGAGCCUGGGUGGAAUGUGCCAGGGAUUGGCCCGAAGAGCAAGACCCCGCUUUUUGGUUGCUAUAUGGUAAGAUUUCAGCUCUUGAAGUGGAUGAACAACUAAAAGAAAUCCGUAGAGAAAAACUGGAAAAUUUGAAGCGUUUUCAAGAAGAGGUGAAGCACCGUGUGAACAAGUAUACUCGAUUACGGAAAAAGCAGCAACAGCAGCGAUCUUAUGAAGCAGUUGAAAGGGAUGAUCAUGUCAUAAAGCAAUCAUCUGCUUCAGUUGAACAUCUCACUCCAAAUAAAAACACUUGCGUGUUUCGUGGUAAUAAUGCAGAGUUUGCUAUUUUCAGUCCAAGCUCCAGAUGGGUGUGUGCUCAGAGUCUAGGCAUUGACAAGGAGGAAAGCAGUGAUGUUUUCAGUGAUCAAGCUCGGAAGCUUAGUAAAGUUACAAAACAAGCUCGGCAUAGGCUUGCAUCAUGUCAAACAGUAUCAGAAGAGGAGUUGUGCUCAACACUUCCAGGAGGAAUUUGGAGGGAGUCUCCACCAAGAGAUAACCCAAUAUCCCAAAAAGAGGGACAACUAGAUGUUACAAGAGAUUUCACGUGUUUGGAAGGCCAACAUGACCUGCCUGCUGAGUUGCAGGAACAGUCUCAGAAAGUGAUGGAUGGAAAACAUGUCACUUUGCAGCCAGAGCUGCAACAUCUAAAGAACUCAACAUCCCAAAGAGGGGCACAUCUGAAUAUCGCAGGAGAGUUCAUGUGUUUGGAAGGCCAGCAUGACCUACCUGCAGAGUUGCAGGAGCAGUCUCAGAAACUGAUGGAUGAAAAACAUGUUACUUUUCAGCCAGAGCUGCAACAUGGAAGGCCCUGUAGUCGAUUUUAUCAUGAGCCCUACCCCACAAGUUCCUAUGUAGGAUUUAGUACUGACUAUAAGACAGCACUAAUCUUGAGACCUGGUGUGGACCAGGAAGAGAGAAAGAAGCAGCGUGGUAACCAGUAUUUGAUGUACCGUCGCCUCUUCAUGGAUAUUGAACGAGAACAGGUGAAAGAACAUCAGCGUCAGCGAGAGCAUGAGAAGAGGAUAGCUAAAAUUAAGGAAGAGAAGGAGAAGCUGAGGGAAGCAGAAGAGAAAAGAAUGCUUAAGCUGACUCAGCAGAGGGAGCUAAUGGCUGAAAGUGAAAAGAUUGCUCAGUUGGAGGAAGAGGAGAAACGAAAGAGAACCGAUCAAGUCAAAGCGCAACGCAACAGAGAGAGCACCAGAUUUAUAGAAGCCUUAAGAGCACAGAUGAUGGAGAAGAUUAAAUUGCAGAACACAGAUCUACCUCCCCUCUGUUGCUGCGGAACUGAUUUCUGGGACUCUCAUCCAGACAAGUGUGCAAACAACUGUGUCUUCUAUAAAAACCCGAAAGCGUAUGCCAAAGCACUACAAUCUGUAUUAUCUUCAUGUGAUGCUUGGGAUGGACACUGUAGAAAUACCUCAAUGAAGAAGAUUGCUUCCGUGCAUUUGUGUUCAGCCUGGAAGUAAUUCAUCUGCAGUGGGAAGCUAAAGUCACUCGAGACAAUUAACAUUCUCAAAAAUGACUCUAUGUUGAGAUGUGUUCAGAAAAUGUAUGAUUGUCUUUUUUUAAUAACAAGUGGUUGAUAAAUUAUUUUGCUGCUUUCAUUUAAUUGUAUGAGAAAUUGAAUUUUAAAAUAUGUAAUCAUUUUUCUGAGAAUUUCAGUUGAAGACGUAUGGUUUGGUUAAAUUGAAAAUAUAUCUAAAGGCCAUUUUUAAAGAAAAAGAAUGGUGAUUUCUAAAUUGGCUAAUUCUAGGAAAGGACAGUUUAACGUCCAAAUGCAAGAAUCAUUAUUUAACAACUAAUAAUUGCCUACCUCUUCGAAUUCACUUUUUUUUUUCUUUUAUUUUCCAUUCUUACUUGGUUCUGUAAAUCUAGUCCUUUGUGGGGAGAUGUCUGAAUUUGAGAAUGUACUGACCUGCUAAAGUCCUGCUAUCCCAGAUAAAUGUUAUAAUUUUACAGAAUGUCCUCAACUAAACAUCACUCUACUUAUUUGCCAGGAGAGAAUAUGAUUGAGGGAGAGGUGAGGUGGUGUAAUUCAGCCUGUUAAGUACACAGUAAUUGUCAUCAACUGCAAUUUCCCCUAUCCAGGCUUAUAAAGACUUCAAAGUUUACAACUGCACUAGAAAGUUAUAAAAGAUCAUUGGUUCCUUGUCAGUAACAGUUGGAUAUCAAGUACCCAUUUAAUGGUGUGAGGUCUUUAAAUUUCAUUUAAACAAAUCAAACAUAACAAAGGGCAAAUUAAACAGGCCACUGCUUUUUUUUUGAGUGUGUGAUGCUAUGUUUGUUUCAUUUGCAUUUAUUUUAUUUAUUUUUUUUUGGAAAGGCCAGGUCAACCAGUUCUGUUAUUCAGAUACUCUUUUCCUGGAAUUUAUUGGUCUGAUCAAUAAACAAGCAGGUUAAUUUCAGCAAAACAUAAAUUUAUAUUUAGAUUUGUGUUGCUGGUGUCAUUCUGUGAACAAUAAAUUGUCUAAGAGGUGAACUUGUGGUUUACAUAUGGAUGUAACUUAUUGGCCAAUAAAAUCAUUUUUAGAAUGC